Messenger RNA from Alnus glutinosa, 1802 nucleotides. Its product is annotated as F-box protein SKIP23-like. The record is from RefSeq and is a predicted model, not a curated record. NCBI's taxonomy places the organism in Eukaryota, Viridiplantae, Streptophyta, Magnoliopsida, Fagales, Betulaceae. The coding region runs from base 219 to 1391 and encodes 390 amino acids. The transcript is spliced from 2 exons.
AUACUUCCGAUCAGAACCCAUCGCCCCUUUUAUUCUUCCUAAAAAACCCUUCAGACGCCUCAGCUCUCUCAAACUUCCUUCGUUUUAUUCUUUCUUCUCUGUAGAAAUCUGCCUCUCUCUCUCUCUCUUUUUUUCUUUACCCAAAUCGCCUUUAGAUUCAUUACAUUGUUCUCUCAAAUCUCAAUUCCUGAAAAAAAAAGGAGAUCGAUCAGCAGAAAAUGGCAGUUGACUGGACGCAACUCCCGCAAGAACUACUGAAAUCAAUUGCCGACAGCAUCAAGAUCUACGCCGAUUACCUUCGUUUCCGCGCCGUCUGUCACAGCGUGCGAUCCUCCGUCCCAAACACCCCGCGCCACCUACCUCCUCAGCUCCCAUGGCUCAUUCUCCCCACCGGGCAAUCCGACCAAUACAAAACGGCAUUCUUCGACCUACAAAUCGCCCGAAAACUCCAACAUCUCGAGGUCCCAGACGCCGUCUCGCACUGGACUUUCCUUUGCGGCUCGUCUCACGGCUGGCUCGUGCUCCUUUUCCAGUCUCCAGGGGUCCUUCUCUUCAACCCUCUCACCCGAGCCAGCUUCCAUCUUCCUCCGUUCUCUGCCUACUCCAAUGCCCAGAUCGUCAACUUGUUUGAAUUCGAAAUAAACGACGAAAUGGGCGAGAUUUACAUGCGAACUUUCCGGGAAAUGCUCGACUCGUAUAUCAAGAAAGUCGUUUUCUCUUCGUCCCCACUAAGCAACAACUUCGUCGCGCUGGCUAUUAUCAACCAAUGUGAUAUUUUAGCGUACUGUAAGAAGGGCGAUCUAACAUGGACUUUGAUACCCCGCACGAUGUUUUGCUGCGAGGAUGCUAUAUAUUACAACGACCUAUUCUACGUGGUGGACAAGCACGGAGCGGUUGCUGUGUGUGAUGUAAACGGCGCGUCGCCGAUUGUUUCCAUUAUCAAACCUCAGUUACAGAUGGGCGGCGACCAUCAAUAUUUGGUAAAUUCGGGGGACGACGAGUUGUUGUUGGUGACGCGGUAUGUGGAUGUGCAAUACGACGACGUUGACCCUAACAAGAUCGUAUCCUACAAAACAGCGCGGUUUGAGGUUUUCAGAAUGAAUUGGAGCGAGCCACGGUGGGAGAGGAUUAGAAGCUUGGGUGAUCGAAUGUUGUUUGUUGGGGAAAACUCAUCGGUGUCGUGUUUGGCUUCUGAUUUUAAGGGAUGUUUAGGGAAUUGUAUCUAUUUCGCAGAUGAUAGUGAUUUCAAAUAUAAUAGUGUUAAUGGAGACUAUGAUUUGGGUAUAUUCAAGUUGUUGGAUGGGAGCAUUGAACAUUUACCUUCUUGCCAGCGAAAUUUUCGUUCUCGGAAUGAUUGGCCUCCAAUUUGGGUUACACCAAAUCCGUGUUAAGUAUUCGACCCUGAAUAAAAGGUUACAUUCAAUAAGCACAAUCAGAAGCUAGCCAUUUCAUCCAGCCUUUUGGUAACAAUGUACCUUGAAUAUGUGGAGACUGUCACAGCAAUGCAGAGUUCAUAGCACUGGUGGAGAAGCCUAUUAACUAUAAUAGGAGAUGGGAAGCAAUUUCACCCCUUUGACAACGGAUUCUGCCCUUCUGGUGAAUGUGUUGAUAAUCUCCAUGGCAUACAAGUUACUGCAGUGACUGUGGCAUUGCAAUCACUGAAAUGGAAAGAAACUCGUUUAUCUCUGAAGUAUUGCUAUUGCUUAGCUGAUGCAUAUGGCCUGAUAUGAGCUCUAAUAUUUGCAUCGAUUCAAUUUUUUUCUACUAUGUUGACAUCUUAAUGAGAAAUGAUUUGAAGAGAA